Messenger RNA from Cladocopium goreaui, 1788 nucleotides. NCBI's taxonomy places the organism in Eukaryota, Dinophyceae, Suessiales, Symbiodiniaceae. The record is from the annotation of a GenBank genome assembly.
AUGGCCAAAGUUGCUUCUUUCAAUGCGUGCGAGCUCCAAAGGGGAUGUGCAGUCAUAUCAGUCAUGGCACGUGGUUUGCACUUCUUGCAGCCGAGUUUGAACCGCACCGCCUUCGGUGUCGAUCACGAAGUUAGUGGGCAUUGUGCCAUAGGAGGAAAUAUGCCUCGCAUUCAGGGCGCCAUGGCAGCAGUAACCCUUGGUCACACAAGACACCGACGGCGCAAAGCACGCACUGUGCACCGCCGUGUCCUGUCCGUAUCGACUAAAAGCGGAGAUCGGAUUCACCGGGAACUUUUUAACGAUGUCCAGGAGCUCUGGGCUGUGCGGAUGCCACACAACGGCGCAUAUCGGCUGCGGCAAGUCUUGUCCAAGUCAGAUUCAGGAAGAGCUGGAACUGAAACUGGAGGCAUUCGAAAAGGGCGGAUGCGGCAGAACUGGGCCGAUUUUAUUUUGAAACAACGGAAAGAGCAAGGGAUUUUCAACGUCGUCUCAGAGACACUUGGUGCUCACUCUUUGCUGCUUUUAGCACAUGAAGUAUCACCAGCUGACCUCCCAGAGGAAAUGCAGAAUCUCAUAGCUGCAUUUCAAGGAUCCUUCACUAGAUACACAUUAGUCUUGAACUACCAUAACUACAGCUACAAGGAGGUCUUGAGCCGUUUGCUCCCUUCCACAAUCACAGUGCCCUCUGGAUACGAGAUUGUCGGUCACAUCGCCCACUUCAAUUUACUGGAUCAGCAUUGGCCGCAUCGGUUCCUCAUCGGGGAAGUUUGCUUGGACAAAUGCCCAUGUAUCAAAACGGUUGUGGCAAAGCUCGGGGUCGUCUCAAACAAGUUUCGCACAUUUGACAUGGAGGUGAUUGCAGGGCAACCUUUGACGCAGGUCACCCUGAAAGAACACGGACUGCAGCUGCAGUUUGACUUCCAGAAGGUCUACUGGAACUCGCGCAUGUCCGCUGAACGCGGCCGAGUUGCAGCCAAGUGUGGACCUGGCGAAGUUGUGCUGGACCUUUGCUGCGGUGUUGGCGCAUUUGCACUGCUUUGUGCCAGGAAGGGCUGCCUCGUAAUUGCAAAUGAUCUGAACCCAGAUGCAGUGCUCUUCGCUCAGCGUAAUGCAGAAUUGAACAAAUUGAAUGUGACAACUUUGUGCAUGAAUGCCCGGGACCUGCUGCACUGUGCUUUUCAUGGAGAGCUAGACAUGCUAGAUUCCUUGGGGCUCCUUUUGUGUGACACAUCAAAGUCAUCAAAGUCAUCAAAGUCAUCAAAGUCAUCAAAGUCAUCAAAGUCAUCAAAGAUCCACGUGGUUUUCAAUUUGCCGGAGCUGGCACUCGAUAUCCUUUGCGACGAAGUCCAUCGAGCAAUUCCACCGCACGUGCAGAGUGGGAAGAUCCAAGAGGCGGAAAUACAUAGAGAAAAUCGGGCGGGAGAUGAAACAAACGAAAUGAAGAAUGCAAAGAAAGUCAGGAACGUGCAGGAAUCCAAUGAAGCGGACGACGUGCGUAACAUGAAGUGUGACAUGAAUGGCAUGGGUAACAUAACAAUUUCAUCAAGCAUGGCGCGCAGCGAGGGCAAUCUGAGCGUAUACUGCUACACCUUCGCCUCAUCACGGUCCGAAGUUUUGGAACAUUUGAAGCUGCUCCUUCCACACCUUCCGGAGGUACACACGGCAAAGAUCCGUCAUGUGCGCUUAGUUUCACCAUCCAAAGCCAUGUUUUGCGUAGAGUUCGACCUCGAGCUGAAAGGGGGCAUUUGUGUUUGUGAAUGUGGAAACAUGAAUGAUAAUGAAACAUGA